Cydia pomonella (codling moth) is the source of this 4231-nucleotide messenger RNA. RefSeq lists its product as uncharacterized. Gene Ontology annotation, molecular function: nucleic acid binding; RNA-DNA hybrid ribonuclease activity. The record is from RefSeq and is a predicted model, not a curated record. The coding region runs from base 1272 to 2417 and encodes 381 amino acids. The transcript is spliced from 2 exons. NCBI's taxonomy places the organism in Eukaryota, Metazoa, Arthropoda, Insecta, Lepidoptera, Tortricidae.
AAUAAAAUGUAUCUUUUUUGAAAGGUUUUUACAAACCUUGGUAUUAAUUAUAGCAAAAUACAAUAAAAUUUUACCCGUUUAUUCAAUUCAAUGUUUUUGUAUGGCAAUAUUAAGCAUACGCGCGGCAAACGCCACUCGAUUCAAAAUUGUGAAACAUUACACUCUAAUAUAAAUCUUACCUGUUUGUAUUUAAAGUUUAAAUUCAAAUAAAGCAGCAUGUUAAUAUAACGGACGUUGUUGCGGCCGUGUACUACGGGGCCUACCGCGAACGCCUUGGUUUGCAAAUAUUGCGAGCACCUUUCUAUGUCACUCUAGUUACACCAUGAUUGGAGUAAAAGAGAAAGUUGCCCGCAAUUUGCGUACUUCGGGGUUCGCGGUAGGCCCCUCAGUACUCGCGUGAACUUUAUGAAUAUGUGUGUGCAUUUUUCCAAUAUAAACCUUAAUUAUUACGUUUAAGGUUUUUAUUCAAAUGAAUAACUCGAUACAAGACCGAGUUGCUUUGAAGCUCAUUCGCGCGGACUCUCUAUAGCAAACUUUAUGAGUGUGUGUGUGAGUUUUCGUAUCCGUGUAGUGUCUUAUGAAUGAAUAGUCAAGUUUAGGCUUAACUAGCUUGACUUUGCGCGCCCGCUCGUGAAGCUUUAGUAAAUCGUGUUAUCAAUUCCAAGGUAAUGUAAAUACGUAGUGUUUUCAAUGUGGAUAUAUUUUUAAUUUUAAUGAUGAUUUAUAAGUUUGGUAUAUGUAGCAAUAAAUUUUAGGCAAGCCGGUGGGAAUCGAGUUGUAUGGAGGCGCCGCCCCUGGUAGGUACAUAUUUCUUUUUACUUAAAAAUUUUAUACAGGGUGAACUUUUAACCACCAGUCAUACUCUGCGCAGCGACUUUAUAGGUCAUACUUAACAACUUUUACUAUGGGACCAAUUCCGAAAUCGCGAAAAAAAUUUUGACUGUCCCAUAUAAAGGUGCGACCAACUUUACCAGACCAACACUUUUCCAAACUGAGCUACAGCUGUCCGAUGAAGUUAAGUACUUAGGACUAACUCUCGACAAUAAACUCAAUUGGAACAACCACAUCAACAAACGGAUAGACAAGGCGGGAGUUGUCUUCUGGCAGUGCAGAAGGAUGAUUGGUAAGAGGUGGGGACUCAACCCGAAAAUUACCCUCUGGCUCUAUAAGACGAUAAUCCGCCCCUUACUCUGUUACGGUGCUCUGGUUUGGUGGCCAAGAACAAACCUAGGCAACGUACGAGACAAACUACAGAGACUUCAAAGGCUCGCAUGCGCGGCCACCACUGGCUGCACGAGGUCUACCCCGACUGCAGCCAUGGAGGUCAUGCUAAACCUUCCACCGCUGCACCUACACAUACAGCAAGAGGCCUAGAGACCAAGAGUCUCUCAGCGGUAAGGUUGCGAACCCUCAAGAUAUGGUCUAACAUCACAGGAGCUCUUCACACAAAAUGCCUGGAAAAGGUGUAUGACGAAUUUCCAGUGCUUAGGUCAGGCACGGACCGGAUUCACAAACAAGCUAUCUUCGAUAAAAGGUACAAAAUACAGUUAUAUGAGGACGACAAUCAUGAAGGACUCAAUCCCCGGGAGCUGAGAAUCUUCACUGAUGGGUCCAAAACAGACAGCGGAUCGGGCUCUGGAACCUUCUCAGAAGACCUGAACAUGUCGAUCACCACUCCGCUAGGAGCCCAUAACUCGGUAUUCCAAGCUGAGUGCAUGGGCAUCAUAAACGCGGCGGCUGCCAUCACUGCAAGGAAGGUAGUAGGAUCCUCCAUCCGCAUACUCUCCGACAGUAGAGCAGUCUUAAUGGCUCUAAAUAGCCAUAUAGUUACAUCCAAACUUAUACACGAAUGCCACGAACGACUAAUGGAGGUAUGUCAUAAUAACAAGAUCACCCUACAAUGGAUCAAGGGACACAGUGGAUCCCGAGGUAACGAUGCUGCGGACGAGCUUGCCAGGCAAGGAUCGAAUGCGGGGGCGAUUGGUCCGGAACCGAUUCUUCCGAUACCAUUUAGCAAGGUACGCUCAAUGCUGCUGGCACGUACAGGGAAACUACACACAGAACACUGGCUGAACCAGACUGGAUGCAGACAGGCAAAAGAAGCCAUGCCUGGCAUCAACGGAAAACUCACAAGGGCGCUCCUGCAACUAGGGAAGGUCCGACUGAGUAUGGUAACCAGUGUCAUAACAGGUCAUGGACUAUUUAACAAACAUCUUUUCACAACAGGUGUCACAGACAGUCCCCUGUGCCGAGGUUGCAUGGAGACAGAAGAAAUAGCCUCUCACGUGGUGCUGGAAUGCAGCGGAGUGACUCCAUACAGGGCUAAACAUCUCGGAUCUCCGAGAGACCUCCCCGAGGUCCUACUCAACAUCAAAGGUUUGAUAGGAUUCCUCGAGGAGCUGGGCUGGCAGGACUAGCCCACCCCCAACAUAUCACGCAAAAUAGGCGCAAGUCGUCGAGUUGCGGAAAAAUCGCCCGAAUACAAUACAAUACAAUACAAUACAAUACAAUACAAGGUGCGACCAGACCGCAGCUUAAAAAACGGUCACGAUACGGAAUCGCAGUGACGCGUCGUAUGCGUACCGUUUUUGACGCAUGCUCCCCACACCGCUGUUUAAAAAACGGUGACGGUACGGAAUCGCAGUGACGUGCUUCACGCGAAUCUUUUUUGUUCGCAAAACAGUUGCGUCUUUUACGUCACCGGUACGGUGUCUGCCAUAUUAAGAUCUCCGUGUAAUAUUUUUUGCGAUUUUUACGCAGUUCAAUUUACGGUGCGUCAGCUUAUUUUAAGCAGCGGUGUGGCGAGCAUGCGUCAUGGACCCGGGUACGUCCUUAAACUACGUCCAAAAGAGAGGCAUGGGCAUUGUGAAUGUCAUCUCGCUUUGUGUGGUAGGGCACAGCCAGUGGGUGUCAUUCCAGAUCCAAAUUUUCUUGCGUGAUUCGGCAUUGGUCCCAUAAUAAAAGUUGUUCAGUAUGACCUGUAAAGUCACUGCGCAGAGUAUGGCUGGUGGUUAAAAUUUCAUCUUAUACCUAUAUUCGACACAAGUAGUAAGUACUUACAGACCAACUAUGAUACACAUUUUGCCUGUAUAGUGAUACAUAGUGAAUAAAUUAAUACCUGAUUUAAAAAAUAAAACAAAAAUAACAAAUAGCAUGUUAUUUAAUUCAGUAAUCACUAAUCAGUCUUAAACAAUGAACAUCAUACUUUUAAAUUAGACAACAAAAUGUAUAUUUAUACUGUGUUUCGACUUGAAAGAUUUUACUGCUUUAAAACAUAAGACAAACCUACCAACCAAAUGUAUAAAAAAAAAUGUUUUUUGUGAUUAUUAUUUUCCUAUAGGUUUCACGUAAAUGUUUGUAAAAAGGAAAUAAUCUCCAUAAUAUAAGCUAUUAGUUGACACCUCGAUGAAUACAAUCGGUUAAGUGGUUUUCGAGAUACACCGCCAAAAAGAAUAGGUCCGGACGCCAUCUUUGUGACGUCAUUACUAUCCCCUCCCACCAUUUUUCCGCUUUACUACCGCAUGUACGGUGAUCAGGAGAAACGCCCGAACACAUUGAUACCGGUUGUGGGUAAGGCCGAGCUGAGUCAAUUAAAUCUGGCUUCGGAGCGGCUUGGGGACUACUAAUAGUAAAAGUUGUUCAGUAUGACCUAUAAGGUCGCUGCGCAGAGUAUGACUGGUGGUUAAAAGUUCACCCUGUAUAAAAUUUUUAAGUAAAAAGAAAUAUGUACCUACCUAUGAUUAAGACGAAAAAAGAGACUAAACGUCGAAGUAAGGUAACAUUAUUGUGUCUGGUUUUUAUAAUUGUCAUUAUAAUUUCAGUAAUUAAAACCGAUACUCUAUAAAUUCCAUUCAAUACGUAUCGUAACAGUCACCACAGUUUCGACCGGUAAAAGCCAGUUAUCGUUACCCAUGCGCAAAUAAAUGAGUGUAGCUUCAUUGUUUAUCACUCGAUCUGUAUGUUUUAAGGCUCAUUAUAUUCCUUGAUAAUGAAGCAAUAUGUUUUAUAUGAAACAAAAUUUGCGAAAUGCUAAUAUUUACGGAGAUUUUUACAAAAUAAAAAAUAAUAAUUUUAUAAAAAAACUGUUUUUUGUGAUUAUUUUUUUUCCUAUAGGUUUCACGUAAAUGUUUGUAGAAAAGGAAAUAAUCCCCAUAAUAUAAGCUAUUAUUUGACACCUCGAUGAUUAAAAUCGGUUAAGUGGUUUUCGAGAUACACCGCCAAAAAGAAUAGG